This is a messenger RNA of Geosmithia morbida, 690 nucleotides long. RefSeq names its product V-type H+-transporting ATPase subunit E. NCBI's taxonomy places the organism in Eukaryota, Fungi, Ascomycota, Sordariomycetes, Hypocreales, Bionectriaceae. The coding region runs from base 1 to 690 and encodes 229 amino acids. Gene Ontology annotation, cellular component: proton-transporting two-sector ATPase complex, catalytic domain. Gene Ontology annotation, biological process: proton transmembrane transport. Gene Ontology annotation, molecular function: proton-transporting ATPase activity, rotational mechanism. The transcript has 3 exons. The record is from RefSeq and is a predicted model, not a curated record.
AUGUCGCAACACGCAUUGUCUGACCAGCAGGUCGACAAUGAGCUCCGCAAGAUGACGGCCUUCAUCAAGCAGGAGGCUACGGAGAAGGCCCGCGAGAUCGAGAUCAAGGCCAAUGAGGAGUUUGAGAUUGAAAAGUCCAAGCUGGUUAGGCAGGAGACGGACGACAUCGACGUCCAGUACGAGAAGAAGUUCAAGCAGGCCACCAUGUCGCAGCAGACGACGCGCUCCGUCGUUGCCAACAAGACCCGCCUCAAGGUCCUGGCCGCCCGCCAGGAGCUCCUCGACGGUAUUUUCGAGGAGGCCGAGAAGAAGCUGGCCGACGGUACAAAGGACAAGGGACAGUACCAGAAGACCCUCACGGGUCUCAUCCUCGAGGGCUUCGAUGCCCUCAGCGAGCCCUCUCUCCAGAUCCGUACCCGCAAGCAGGACCUCGACACGGCCAAGAAGGCCCUCUCCGACGCUGAGGCCGAGUACAAGAAGAAGACGGGUAAAGAUAUCAAGGGUUCUAUUAUUGAGAAGGACCCUCUUCCUCAGGACAGCGCCGGUGGUGUCAUCGUCAUUGGCGGUGCCGGCAAGAUCGAGGUCAACAACACCUUCGAGGCUCGGUUGGAACUCCUCAAGUCAUCCGCCGCUCCCGCCGUCCGCGAGACUCUGUUUGGAAAGAACCCCAACCGCAAGUUCUUCGACUAG